UGGAUCCUUGAAAUUGGAAACUAAAGAUUUGAGUAUAAAUAAGUUUUAGUAAAAUAUUUCACUUUAUAAUUUACCAAAAUCCACAAUCUUGAAGGGCUAGUGGUUUGAUGCUUCGACAUAAAAUAAGAAACCAAUCUGUUCAUGGUUCAUGAUAUAUGACUUGUGAGAGAAAAUAGGAAUAAAUGGAAUAAACCUGUAGUGGAAGACAUGAUCCAUGUGACAAUUGGAAGCUGAGGCAAUUAUUACACCAUAUCUUGAUCAGCAUGCCUGUAGAUGUGUGGCACAGUCAUUUCCUGAACUCAAUCCAUGUCAGGUAACUUCUUACAUGUAUCUGACCAAACUUAAACAUGAUAACUUUUUCCACAUUCCUCUAACCCCAAAACAAGCAUAAAACCAACUCCACUUUCUAAUUUAGGAGAUGCAUGGAUGAGAGGAUCUCUACCCUAUGCUUCCCAUCUUAGUACUUCAUGCUCAUCUUCUUGCUCUUUUUUUAAUAUUGAAAUCUGGUCUCUGAUAAAGUACAGCUAAUUGUUCUCAUGAUUUCGAAUCAGUAUUUAUUUAAACAAAUUGGAUGUCAUUCCUAUCUUUGUUCUUACAGCAAGAUGCAUUUUUAUUUUCUUUUAUUGCAUGCUCUUAUUUUCUGCUUGUGUGGUUGUCAUGAAAAGCGGGAUGCUGCCACUGCUCCAAAUGUUGGGGAUCGUGUUCCGUAUGUUAUUAUUAAAGCUGCAAAAGGUGCCAAGGCUUAUGAAAGGUCGGAGGAUCCUAUCUUUGUGCUAGAGAAUAACAUUCCAAUUGAUUCCCAUUACUAUCUCAAAAAUCAAAUUAGCAAGCCGCUUUUGAGAAUAUUUGAUCCCAUUCUGAAGAAUGCGGAAAAGGAACUUCUCCAUGGCAGCCACACAAGAUCAGUUUCCAUUUCAACUCCUUCAAACAGCGGUAUCAUGAAAUUUGCUAAGAAACAACUUUGUUGCAUUGGCUGCAAAGCUCUAAUCAGGUAAGUUUCCUACAUUUGCUAAGUUAUGGUCCUAGUGCAUAAUUGUCAAUGUAUUGUGUGUAUGACA
Magnolia sinica is the source of this 1058-nucleotide messenger RNA. Its product is annotated as DNA polymerase delta catalytic subunit-like. Gene Ontology annotation, biological process: nucleotide-excision repair, DNA gap filling; base-excision repair, gap-filling; DNA replication proofreading. NCBI's taxonomy places the organism in Eukaryota, Viridiplantae, Streptophyta, Magnoliopsida, Magnoliales, Magnoliaceae. The coding region runs from base 537 to 995 and encodes 152 amino acids. Gene Ontology annotation, cellular component: delta DNA polymerase complex. Gene Ontology annotation, molecular function: 3'-5'-DNA exonuclease activity; DNA-directed DNA polymerase activity; DNA binding. The transcript has 3 exons. The record is from RefSeq and is a predicted model, not a curated record.